AUGGGAGAGGAUAUGUUCUGGGCAAUCAGAGGCGGCAGAGGGACCAGCUUCAGGAUUGUUCUAGAAUUCACGGUGACGCUAGUCUCCGCCCCGGAAACUGUCACUAUCUUCAGAGUGACACGAACGUUGGAGGAAAACGCGACAGAGCUAGUGUACAAAUGGCAAUACAUCGCCCACAAAAUCGACGAGAAUCUUCUCAUCAGACUUUUCCUGGAUCCAGGAAACCGUACGUUCAUGGCGUCGUUUGUCACGCUCUACCUCGGUGGGACCCGAGAUCUUCUGGCCAUAAUGGAAGAACAGUUUCCAGAACUCGGAUUAAGUACAUCAUACUUCAUCGAGAUGAGCUGGAUAGAAUCAGCUCUUUUCUUCUUGAGAAUUGAGAAUCGGACGGUGGAAGUUUUGCUUGACCGGACGCCGUCGAGCGGUUUCGGCUCCGGCUACUACAAAGGAAAAUCCGACUACGUGAGCUCUCCGAUGCCAGUGAGCUGCCCGAGAGAGAUGUGGAGGUUUCUUCUAGAAGAAGAAGGAUAUGGCGAAUUAAGAGUUUAA
Salvia splendens (bonfire salvia) is the source of this 549-nucleotide messenger RNA. Its product is annotated as berberine bridge enzyme-like 18. The transcript has a single exon. The record is from RefSeq and is a predicted model, not a curated record. Bases 1 to 549 code for a protein of 182 amino acids. Lineage: Eukaryota; Viridiplantae; Streptophyta; Magnoliopsida; Lamiales; Lamiaceae.